Molecule: messenger RNA, 1439 nt
Organism: Phymastichus coffea
Lineage: Eukaryota; Metazoa; Arthropoda; Insecta; Hymenoptera; Eulophidae
Product: protein obstructor-E-like
Exons: 3
Coding region: 171-989 (272 amino acids)
Cellular component (GO): extracellular region
Molecular function (GO): chitin binding
Source: RefSeq, a predicted model, not a curated record
UUUCGUUGUUCGGAGCUUUAUUUCGUACGCUACUCUCGCCAAGACGACAACAAGCCUAGAGCGAGCCAGCGAGCAGCGCGCACCUCCGCCAAACAACACAGACGCUCCGUCCGCUCUUCCUCUCUCGUUUCAUUCGUUGGCUCUCGCGUGGAACAAACGAGAGCGGAGCCAUGCAGACUUGGCGAACGAUACUGUUGCUGGGCAUCGCUACCCUGCAGGGCACUGCGCUGGGGCAGAAGCAGCAGCAGGAGGACCCGUGCCAGACGAAGGCCCGCGUGGUCGGCGACCUGGAGUACUGCGACCGCUACUGGGAGUGCGUGAACGGCAGGGCCGAGCUGUUCGACUGCCCGAACGGGCUGGUGUUCGCCGGCAAGCACCGCGGCGUGACCGAGGGCUGCGACUACCCGUGGCGCGCCAAUUACUGCGACGGCAAGCGCCAGGCGAACCCGCCGAUCGGCGCCGAGCACUGCGACUGGCUCUACGGCAUCUUCGGACACGAGACCAGCUGCACCAGGUACUGGACGUGCUGGAACGGCACGGCCACCGAGCAGCUCUGCAUCGGCGGACUGCUCUACAACGAGCGCUCGCGAUCCUGCGACUGGCCGGAGAACGUGGAGGGCUGCCAGAAGCACCCGCUGUGCAACGACGACGCCAACGGCAACGUGCCGCUCGGCAAGUCGUGCAACCGCUACUGGCAGUGCCAGGGCGGCUACCCGCGGCUGCAGCGCUGCCCGGCGAUGCUGGUGUUCGACCGGCGCUCGCUGCGCUGCGUGGUGCCGCCGACCGAGGACUGCGACGUGCCGACGACGCCGGCGAACCUCGAGGGCGACCUGCCCGACAACAACCAGCAGGACCCGGAGGAGGAGAACCUGCCACCCGGCGUCGCGCCGUUGCCGCACGGAGCCAUUCCGAUCUCGUUAAGGGCUCAGCAGCAGCAGCAGCAGCAGCAGCAGCAGCAGCAUCAUCAGCAGCAGCGCAACAGGAACUGAGUCCAACGCGCGAGCCCGUAGAUUGUAGGCUGAAGGAGGAUUUUCUUUUCCGAUCAGGGUUGCACUGCCAUUGGUUCGAUCGGUUCGACCAGCGGUUCCAAUGUGGAAAUUACAGUGUUGGAUGUACUACUGUCGUUCUUUCAUUUGGACUCGUCGAUCGAUCGACGAUCGCAUUGUAAGCUUCUUCCGACGAGAGAUCCCGUCAGAGACGUGCAGUUUUAACUUUUAAACGAUUAUGAUGACCUUAUCCAGUAGUUCGGAUGUAACUUUAAGGACGCGACUGGACGCACGCACGCUCAUUAUCAACUAUUCGCUGAUCUUUGCAUAGCAGUUUUAUUAUUUACCCUUCCUCUCAUAUAACACUCUAGAGAUACACGAGGCUAAUGUAAGAUUCGAGUUCCUCCUAUACACUUUUCUUUUGUCUCUUCGUCCGACGCAACGCGUCCGAAA